AUGACUAGUUUAAAUGAAACAACUUUCUACAUGUUGGCAUGGGAGAUUUUUACAUGGUUGACUGCAAAAUCUAUAUUCAAGUUGGCAAUAACUUCCCAACAAUGCUUGAAUUUUAUGAAAGACAUAUCAUUUUGUAAACGACAAGUACAAAAUAUGAUACUUAAGGACGAUAGUGAAUUUUUUAUUCAAGCAAACACUGUACUGCACUUUCCCCACAUUCCCGACGAGAACAGAAUAAAUCUUUUGUCUCUUACAGACCAAGAAUUAAGCUCGGUUAUUCAACCACAAUCUAUGGAGUUUUUGAGAGAUGUUCGACUACUUGUAUCGAGCGGCGGUCUUCUUUUUUGUAGAACUUCCCAAAGGAGACCCAAUCAUGUCGAACCUUUUGUGGUCAUUAACCCGGCCACCGGAAUGAAGGUUGAAGUAUCUGCACCUUCUGGUUUGUCAAGAGGAGAAAGAGAUAACAGUUUGAAGGUCGUGUUCGGUCAUAAUAAUAAUGGCGAUCCUUUUCUUAUGAUUAUUAUGAUAGAUAUUGAUGGUUGGGAUGCAAUAUAUAAGUUAAUGGUAUACUCCUUUGAAGAAAAGAAGUGGAGAAGGAAGAGUCAACGAGGUAUUGAUAUUGGAGAAAGAAAUUUAUUCGUGGAAAAUCAUGUGUUCUUCGAUGAUUGUAUUUGUUUUUUGUCGGACUUUUACGGUGGUUUCACGCGUAAGAGUGAAUAUUAUUUCCCCUAUAUAUUGUGUUACAAUAUAGAAGAGGAAAAAACACAAUAUUUGAGAUUACCGAGGAAUGCAAAUAAAGGGCGAAACCACAGUACUUGUCGAAUGAAAAUAUUUCCAUGGGACAAGUGCCAGACGACGACGAUGUGUCUUGUUAAGUUUUGUAAAGGCCAAUUCACAAUAUGGGUAUGGAAUAAAAAAGGUGAGAAACAAGAGUGGGUUCAGAUUUUGAGGAAGACACUCUCGGAUAUUGGAAUACUAGAGCAUGUUGAUGUUGUCGGUUUUACAGUAAUGGAUGGAAAGACGUUGGUUAUUGUAAUGGAAAACAAAAAGGUUUACUCUUACAAUCUGGUGAGCGAUGGUGCCGAUCACAAAGUGAAAAAACAAAAGACGGCGACUCUUAUAAGCAAUAACCAUGGAUGCAAUGGAUGGAAUUUUAUAAUGUAUUCCUACUCUAACACCUUGGCUCAAAUUCCAAAUGCUGUGCCCAUUUUCUACCAAGCCUAA
Impatiens glandulifera is the source of this 1224-nucleotide messenger RNA. RefSeq lists its product as uncharacterized. Bases 1 to 1224 code for a protein of 407 amino acids. The record is from RefSeq and is a predicted model, not a curated record. Lineage: Eukaryota; Viridiplantae; Streptophyta; Magnoliopsida; Ericales; Balsaminaceae. The transcript has a single exon.